Ascochyta rabiei is the source of this 1290-nucleotide messenger RNA. Its product is annotated as Acetylornithine deacetylase. The transcript is spliced from 2 exons. Gene Ontology annotation, molecular function: hydrolase activity. The record is from RefSeq and is a predicted model, not a curated record. Lineage: Eukaryota; Fungi; Ascomycota; Dothideomycetes; Pleosporales; Didymellaceae. Bases 1 to 1290 code for a protein of 429 amino acids.
AUGAUACUUCCCACAUGUGUCAUUGGACUGCUGGCCAUUCCUCUAGUAUAUGCAGCGCCGCAAGCACAAAAUCAGACACCAAGCUCCACGACUGGCGUAACCGUCACAGCAGGAGGUACUGCAACAGGCCUCGCUUCAAGCCCGUCAUCAACAGCAUCACCAGACCCUCUAACAACGGAGGAGACUGCGUCCCUCUUCCAAUUGCACGAGGACUUGGUGAACAUCCCUUCCAUUUCGGACGACGAGAUCGAGUGUGCGGAGUGGCUUGAAGAGUACCUUGGUGAGAAAGGGUACUACGUCGAGCGAGUGCCGGUUACUGCGGGAGCUGAGGGCCGCUUUAAUGUGUUCGCAUACCCUCAGACAAUUCGAGAUAAUGGUAGCUGGCCCGAAGUCUUGAUCAGCAGUCAUAUUGACACAGUUCCGCCGUUCAUCCCCUUCAAGACACGUGAAGAGAACGGCACAACAUACCACUUUGGUCGAGGAAGUGUCGACGCCAAGGGACCCAUUGCAACCAUGAUCAUUGCAACUGAAAAAUUUCUCGCGUCCCGCGAUGACAGUCCCUCUCUUGGCCUUCUUUUUGUGGUUGGCGAGGAAACUGGUGGCGAUGGCAUGCGAGCAUUUGCAGAAUACGCCUCAAACACAACCUUCCGUGCUGGCAUCUUCGGCGAACCAACUGAAGGAAAGCUAGCAACCGGACAUAAAGGCACUCUUGGCUUGACACUCGAUGUUGUUGGCCGCUCCGCGCACUCCGCAUACCCUCAGCUGGGUCUCAGUGCUAUCAACUACCUCUCCAAGGCCAUUGUAGCAAUGAACAGCCUCGAACCAGCGUUACCUCGCAGUGAACUUCUUGGACCUUCCACUCUCAACGUCGGGAUCGUCCGCGGAGGGCUUGCCAAUAACGUCAUCGCGCCGAAUGCAACAGCGGGCGUCUCGAUUCGCAUCGCUCGCAGCGAGAAUGGCUCUGUAGAGAUCGUCCGCGACAUGAUAGCCGGUAUGAUCCAACCCAUCAUUCAGGAGGUCGAGGAGCGAAAUGGCACUUUCAACGCUACGUUCAGCACUGCGUUCUACCCCGCCCAGAUCCUAGACACUAGUGUACCUGGUUUAGAGGAAGCGCCUGUCUUCUAUGGUACAGACAUUCCGCUGCUGCCACAGGUGGGACAGAGGUACCUGUACGGAACUGGGACAAUUGAAGUAGCGCAUACGCCGAACGAGCAGUUGGCACAAGAUGAGUUGGUUCAGGGUGCGCAGGCGUAUGGGUUAAUAUUGAAACACUUGUUCCCGGAGAGCUGA